AUGCCUGGGACACCAGUGACGAGCCCUUUAAAAGGAGUUGCCUUUUCAUCCAGGAAGCUCUCAAGACCAAGAAGCAGAAGAAAACCCUUCCAUCAACUCAGCCACGCUAGUACCGAUGCGAUUGGGUUGGGCGAUGCAGCGCGACGUGCUGUGCGAAUCCGUAGAAGGAAACAUGUGAGUCGAAAGCGCGAUUUUCGUCGAAGGAAGCAGUGGCUUUUGCGGGCAUCAAUUAGUUGGCCGUCGCGCAUCAAGGAGGUCACGCAUAGAGCUUCACACGCGCCACCGCACUACUUUUUCCAGCGCGGGGCGGCACGAGGUAACUGCUCCCGGGGCCGGCGGUGCGCAUAUCCACAAUAG
Messenger RNA from Trypanosoma grayi, 357 nucleotides. RefSeq lists its product as hypothetical. Lineage: Eukaryota; Euglenozoa; Kinetoplastea; Trypanosomatida; Trypanosomatidae. The record is from RefSeq and is a predicted model, not a curated record. Bases 1 to 357 code for a protein of 118 amino acids. The transcript has a single exon.